CUAAGAAAGCGGAAGGAUUAAGCUCCAGUGUAGUUUGUGUACUUUGGUGUUUAACGUUCCCCUGUUUAACAGGACAUAACCCACCCCACCGUUAGUCGUUUAGCUAGCUAGCUAAAACCUUUUCACACCAGAUCUGACAUUGUUAUACAGGGAUUUCUGGAGAAAACAAUACUGAAUGUAAAUUGACUUCGCCAUGGCCUGUAGUCCACCCCCCAAUUUCUCCUGGGUCGAACCUAACAAGUUGGCAGGACUGGCGUUCCCUCGAAUGACUGCCCACUACCAAUACCUUCUAGACAAUGGCAUUCAACACUUGGUCUGCUUGUGUGAGAAAAAGCCACCCAACUAUGAUACCGUCCCAGGAGUGAAACUACACCACAUCAAUAUAAUAGACUUCACCCCACCAACUCCAGAACAAAUUCAGAGGUUUCUGUCCAUUGUGGAGGAAUCAAACGCCAAAGGCGAAGGUGUAGCUGUCCACUGUAUGCAUGGCCAUGGAAGGACAGGGACCAUGUUGGCCUGCUAUCUGGUGAAGACCAGGAAAAUCUCCGGCAUCGAUGCCAUCAAUGAGAUCAGAAGACUACGUCACGGCUCUAUCGAGACACACGACCAGGAGAAAGCAGUGGUGCAGUUUUACCAGCGCAUAAAAUAACUUUGUUUAAAUAAUGUUUAGAGGGGAAAUCACCUAUCCUGUACUGUACACAUCUGUAACUUGACAAAUUGAAGUGGCCAAAUGUUAAAUGUGGCCACAUUUUAUAUAUUGUAGCUGUAUCUCUUCUUUAAAGCUGCUACUCAGGGUUUGAACUACACGUGGACUUUUUAGGAGUGACUAUUUUUAACACUAGGAGGGUGUCCUGAGUUGUAAGGAAAGUAUACGGUACAUCCGCAAUGUAUACCAUGACUGCUGUGCUUCUGCCUCUGCAUUGCUUGCUCUUUGGGGGUUUAGGCUGGGUAACUGUAAAGCACUUUGUGACAACUGCUGAUGUAAAAUGGGCUUUAUAAAACAAAUGACUGAUUUCAUUGCUGUUGAAAAUUUGCCAAAAAAUAAAACAAUUUAUUUAAAAAAUC
Messenger RNA from Coregonus clupeaformis (lake whitefish), 1065 nucleotides. RefSeq names its product dual specificity phosphatase 23b (gene dusp23b). Lineage: Eukaryota; Metazoa; Chordata; Actinopteri; Salmoniformes; Salmonidae. Bases 194 to 649 code for a protein of 151 amino acids. Gene Ontology annotation, molecular function: protein tyrosine/serine/threonine phosphatase activity. The record is from RefSeq and is a predicted model, not a curated record. The transcript is spliced from 3 exons. Gene Ontology annotation, biological process: protein dephosphorylation; cilium assembly.